ACACACACAGGCAGACACACUCAAAACUAUACCUCCAUUUUUCAUGGAGGUAAAUAUUCCUUAUAUGCACACAUGCACAUGUAGUACCUGAAACCCUACAAAGCUCUUCUGUGUGACUUUAGGUGUCCAGAAAUGCUAACUUGUUUCACUGCCCAUUUCUUGGUAGGUGUCAGAGGUGAUCUUCAACAAUAUUGAAGAGAAAGAGACACUCUUGGACUACGUACAACGACUUAAGAAGGUGGUUGCUGACCACAACAUCAACAUCAUUCUCCCCACCGGCAUCGACCUGACUACGUUCGUACAUGCCGCCAUUGCCAGGGACUUUCCGCACAUCCCCGGACCCAGUGUUGAGUCCUGCUACCUGGCUUUCCACAAAGCCUACUCACGGCAGUACCUGGACCCCACUGAGAACCCAACCCCCUACGAUGUAGUGGAUAUGGAUUCACCAACCAUGCUGGAGGAUGCACAGCGGGCCUUGGAAAAAGUCGGUCUACCAGCAUUCGUAAAACCUGGAGCAGGGUUUGGUACGUUUGGUGUGACUAAGGUGGAAAAUUUUGAAGACAUGAAACGGGCCCUGCAGAACCUUCGGACAAUGCGGGAUGAACAUCCUGACUUCCUGGCAUCACCAUGCGCUGCUUUCUUCAAGGAUUAUUUCAAGGAAUAUCUGGACGUGGAGAAGUACCCGCUCGCCCUUCGAGAUGUUGUGAUCGUGGAACCUUACUUGGAUGCAGAGGCCCUCUAUUGUGUGGAUGGAUGCAUUGUGGACAAAGAGAUUGUUCAAUGGACAAUCACCGAUGAGCUCCGAUUUGACCAAAAAGAGGCCAAGUUCAUGUGCGUGAUCUGUCCCACCUCCGCACCAGAAGACUUACAGAAGCGGAUCUGGGACGUCUAUGACGGCAUCAUGACCAGGAUGGUCCAGUUUGGGUUCAACAACGGCUUUACAAACGUCGAACUGUUCAUGAUGAAGGAUGGACAGCUGAGGCUGUGUGAGGUAAAUGCCAGGGGAUCCAAGGAACUGCAAUACUGCUACACAGAGUGUUGCGAGAACGUUAACCAGGACUACGUGUACCUGACUGCUGGCCGCGGUAUCAGGUACAUCACCCCUCCCCAGACAGGAAGGUGGGCCAUCUGCUACAUCGUCAAGUUCGACAAACUGGAGCGGCCCGGCAAUCUGAUGGACUUCGAUCAGAUCGAAAAGCUGAAGUCGGAUCCUGAGGUGUUGUUUAUCAUGUAUGAUAUCCCCGAUCCUGACGAUGACGUCACCAACUUCAACGACACCUCCGCAUGGUACUUCUGUAAGAUGUUCACCUACGGCGACUCCAGGGAGGCCAUGAUCAGGAAGCUUGUUGAUGUGUUAAAACUAGUGGUAAAGAAGCCAGAAUUGCUGACGUAUCCAGUACACUAUGGUAUGUAAGGGCUAGGGGAACCAAACUAGUGGUUUCCAGUACCCAGUUAACUAUGAGAUGUAAGGGCUAGGGGAACCAAACUAGUGGUUUCCAGUACCCAGUUAACUAUGGGAUGUAAGGGCUAGGGGAACCAAACGUAUCCAGUACACUAUGAGAUGUGAGGUCUACGGUAACCAAACUAGUGCUAGAGAAGCCAGAACGGCAGACGUAUUCAGUACACGAUGGGAUGUAAGGGCUAGGGGAACCAAACUCGUAGUAAAGAAGCCAGAACUGCUGACGUAUCCACACUAUGGGAUGUAAGGGCUAGGGGAACCAAACUAGUGAUAAAGAAGCCAGA
Molecule: messenger RNA, 1743 nt
Organism: Branchiostoma floridae (Florida lancelet)
Lineage: Eukaryota; Metazoa; Chordata; Leptocardii; Amphioxiformes; Branchiostomatidae
Exons: 7
Coding region: 437-1414 (325 amino acids)
Molecular function (GO): ATP binding; metal ion binding
Source: RefSeq, a predicted model, not a curated record